Molecule: messenger RNA, 2639 nt
Organism: Beta vulgaris subsp. vulgaris (sugar beet)
Lineage: Eukaryota; Viridiplantae; Streptophyta; Magnoliopsida; Caryophyllales; Amaranthaceae
Product: putative disease resistance RPP13-like protein 1
Exons: 5
Coding region: 314-2413 (699 amino acids)
Molecular function (GO): protein binding
Source: RefSeq, a predicted model, not a curated record
GAUAAACAAUUAACAAAGGAGAAUCGUCGAGAUCGAUGUCCAUCCCUUUCUUUUUCCUAUGUGCCAUAUAUUGUUUAUAUAUAUGUAUGUAUGAUCUGGUGAAGCAACACAAAAAAAGUCAAGAAGCCACCACCUUUUUGUCUCUUUUUUCUUCUCCCCAAAUCGAUCUGAUCUUAAGAUUUCGAAUCCAUACACUAUUUGAAAUGUGACAUAUUGGGUUAUUGGUUGUCAUAUAUGAUCUUGAAUUUUCCUUUGGCAACAGACCAAAAGAGUUAGAAACAAAUUUGGAAUUGCGGGAAAAAUUGCAGGAAACAUGAUGAAAAAAUAUUAUUUACAAUUGCUUGAAUUGCAGCGAUCAACAAGAAGCGGACAGAAGAGAUUAACACAGGAACCAGCUACACCAUCAUCAAGCAUCUCACGUUUUGUGGAAACUAAAGAUUUGGUCUCUGAAGAAAACGUUCAUCAAAUAGUUGUUGAAGCUGUGAACAGACUAGGCGGUAUUAAAAAAGCUACCCCUGAGGCUGUAUUAGAUGAAUUGGCAAGCCAUGAAUGGCUGAACCUGUUCGAUGUCUACAAGCAUUUGGAGAUGCUGAAAACAUCCACAAGCUAUGAAGGCAAGAAUACAUGGAUAGGGAGCACAUCAGGGAAAAAACCAGAAAGAAAGCAGUUGGGUGUACUAGAUCAAAAAUCAAGCUUGUCAACAGGAAACAAAGAUGUGGUGAGGAAAAAAUUCUUGAAUAAAUUGCAAGAUAUGGCUUUGUCAGCAGAUGAAAUUAAGUAUCACUUAGAAGGGGAGAAAAAAAUGUGGCACUUUUGCACACUUUUUACCCAAAAUCAUGAGUUUGAGAAAGACACACUUAUUCAACAGUGGAUAUCAGGAGGUUUUCUUAAGGGUGAGCAUAAGUAUAGUAUUGGUGACUUCUAUUUCAGAAUACUAUUGUCUAAUGACUAUAUUACAAAAGCAACAACAUGGUCUCCAAAUGCAAAAGACAUAUAUAAAGUAAAUACAAAUAAGUUGAAAGAAGAUAAUAGCACAAUGUUACAUAAGAAGUUUUCUCUAUUGAAGAACUUGCAUCAUCAUAAAGCAUCUAAGGAAGUGCAAUAUGUUUCGUUGGUGGUUGAUGGCAUCGACGAAGUAAGUCUUGAGAGAUUGAAAGAGUUCAAGGAUCUUAAAGCACUUCUACUGUUAUCUGAGGAUGUUUCAAGUAUUAGCAAGAUACCGCGAAAUGUAUUUGCAGCUCUCAAGCAUAUGGAGGUGUUGGAUUUGAGUAGAACUAAUAUCUCUGAGUUGCCUAAUUCAAUAGGGAAUAUGAUUGAACUAAAGUACUUAGAUCUUUCAUUUACCCUGAUUGAGUUAUUGCCUGAAACUCUAGAAUGCCUCUUGAAAUUGGAAACCUUGAAACUCAAAGAAUGUAGAAGGUUAUUUAGACUACCUGAAGGGAUGAAAAAGCUAAGAUCUCUGAAACAUCUUGAGCUUGAUGUCCUUGGACAGUUAUCUUUGUUGCCGCGAGGAAUGGGAGAACUUACAGAGCUUGAGACCUUAUCAGCAUAUCUUGUACAUAAGGAUGAUGGUCGAAGCAUCGAAGAAUUGAAAGAAAUGAAUAAGCUUAAGGGAAGUUUUUGCAUAUCAAGGUUGGAAAAUGUUGUACAUCCUUCAGAAGUUAAGAAAGCUGCGUUAUUCAAAAAGAAGCAUUUGAAGGAGUUGGAGUUGAGGUGGAGUGACUUGCAUCAAUCUAGUAAUAAGCAAAUACACCAAGAUGAGAUUCUUCAAGCACUAUCCCCAAAUUCUAGCUUGGAACAACUACAAAUAUCGUGUUAUGGUGGUACGAGCUUUCCUAGUUGGAUCGGAGAUCCUACACUCGAAAAUCUUACUAGUAUUACCCUGUUCAAAUGUGAUAAUUCAGAUGUACUUCCUUCUUUGGGACAACUACCAUCUUUGAAGUACUUAAGCUUGGUGGAAAUGAAUAAUGUGAUAGAGAUUGGGAAAAAGUUUCGAGGAUUCGAUAGCACUUCUGUUGCAUUUCCAAGCCUAGAGAGAUUUACAAUUGUUGGCCUCUCUAAGCUGGAAAUGUGGAAAGAAGUAGAGAAGAGAGAUUAUCCAUCUCUUCAAAAGCUCACAAUUGAGCGUUGUUCUAACUUGGUUGCAAUCCCAUCUUCUCUGUUUAUGCAACUGUACAGUCUCAAGCAUGUCGAAGUAAUCAACUGUCGAAAACUUGCUGCAUUGCCUGACUAUAUCUUGUCCAUAUCACUUGUGACUUUGGUGAUAGAAGAAUGCCCUUUGAUCACAAAAUGGUUUCGAAAACACCAAGAUAAAGAUCGUUUAAACACUCAACUUGUGCAAAAUUUGUGGAUUGAUCGAGAGCAGGUUACAAAUUUAGGACUUGACCUCGCAAGAGAUACUCUUGUAUUCUAAUCCAUGUAAAUAGAGUAUAUAUGUCCUUUACAUAUGUACGCCUAUUAUGUAUAAAUAAGGUCCUUGAUGUACAAAUUUAUGUGAAUGUAAAACUAUCUUUUUGGUUUCACAAAUUAUCAUUGUACUGUAACUAUGCAAAUGAUCUUUUAUAAAUAGUUAUGUAAUAUAGGAAGACUGGAAAUGGAAGACAGUGCUUGGAUGCUAAAUAAAUUAUGGUUUUAUGUAA